AUGAACCAAGGUAACCAAAAAUUCUCCAGUUCAUCCCAUUUUACAGGCGCACAUGACGUUUCACGGCAUGGAUUAUCAAUAGUACGCGUUGUGAAAUCUUCUCGUCUUAAUAAUGAAAAACUUGCAAACAAAACAAUAUCAACACGUGGUACAAAAAUUAACGGUGUUAUUCAUACGAGAAUUCGAUCUCCGAAAAAACUUCCACGUGCCGAUACUAUGACUGAUUUGCUUUCGUUCCCACUCAGUCGAACUGUUGCCUAUCCACAAACUCAAUCGUCCAUUGUUGGAAAGCCCAACAAACCACAAGCUACUGAUAAUACUGAAACGAUUCAACAUCAUCAACCUGGAUCAGCAAGUUCUUGGGAUACUGAUGAUUUUCAAUUAAACUCAUCAGUUGACAUCGUAUCUUCAGCAAGAUCUCCAAUUUUUCGAUCAACUAGAGUGCAUGACAAUCAGAAUAUCAACAUGAAUUCAGCAUUUGAGUUUGGAAAUUUUGAUACUAUAUCGACUCAAUCGAACGAAAGAAAUUCGAGAGACAAAUCCUACGGACUUUUAAAUGAUAUCAAAACCAUUGGUAAAAAGAAAAAACGGUUUUGUCCCAAGCUUUCAGGAAAGCUUGUAUGUACAAUUGCACUCCUUGCUCUUCUUAUUGCUGCACUUAUUGCUGGAAUUGUUGUUACUAUCGUAAUGACUUCGAAAGAUACAACAAAAAAAACAACUGUAACGACAACUUCACAAACAACAGUGACAACAACUUCAGCCACGACGACGACAACAACAACAACGACAACUUCAGUCACGACCACAACGGCAACAACAACAGCAACUACACGACCAGUCACAUGUCCAUCAGCUGUCUGGCAUCCAAAUGGAACUACAGUUGCCGGAUCAUCUAAUGGCAACCCUGGUUCAUCGGCAUCGUUAUUAAACGGAGCAUAUGAUGUUCGAGUUGAUUCAGCACUUAACGUGUAUGUGGCAGAUUACUCGAAUUAUCGUUUCAUGAAAUGGCCUCCAAACAGUACAAAUGGAACAGUAAUUGGUCCAAAACUUGGUGCAGGUUCAUCUGCAGAUACACAACAUUUGAACACAGCUACAACUCUAUGUUUUGACUCGACUGAAUCUAAUUUGUAUCUAUCAGAUACAUUCAACUGUCGUAUUUUAAAAUUGAAUAUAGCAUCAGGAAAUAUCACAGUUGUUAUCGGCUCAGGUUGCGGUAAUGCUUUGAAUCAAAUCGACUGGUGUGAUGGAUUAUAUAUCGAUCGAUUUGAUAAUAUUUAUGCUGCUGACUGGAUAAAUGAUCGUGUACUCAAAUUUCCUCCUAGCUCAAAUUUAUCGACACAUGGUGUUAUCGUAGCUGGAACCGGUGUUGCAGGAUCAGCUCUCAAUCAACUAAAUACACCUUGGAAUAUCUAUAUCGAUGAAUCUGAUAACGAUACAUUAUAUGUUUCAGAUUACGCCAAUCAUCGUGUGAUGAAAUGGCUUGCAAAUGCUACAAAUGGGACAAUUGUUGCAGGAGGAAAUGGUGCUGGAUUGUUGUACACACAAUUGACAAAUCCACAAGGUGUUUUUGUUGACUCAUUUGGAACAGUCUUUGUCGCUGAUUAUGGUAAUCAUAGGAUAAUGAAAUGGUUGAAAGGCGCAAAUAAUGGAACAUUAGUAGCAGGUGUAUCCGGAAGUGCAGGAAAUACAGCUAUGAAAUUAUAUGGUCCUUCUGGAAUUCAGUUUGAUAAAAAUGGGGAUUUAUACGUUUCUGAUUAUGGAAACAAUCGUAUUCAAAGAUUUACGAUUAAUAGCACUUCUUGUUGA
Messenger RNA from Adineta ricciae, 1806 nucleotides. NCBI's taxonomy places the organism in Eukaryota, Metazoa, Rotifera, Eurotatoria, Adinetida, Adinetidae. The record is from the annotation of a GenBank genome assembly.